Molecule: messenger RNA, 894 nt
Organism: Fusarium falciforme
Lineage: Eukaryota; Fungi; Ascomycota; Sordariomycetes; Hypocreales; Nectriaceae
Exons: 3
Coding region: 1-894 (297 amino acids)
Source: RefSeq, a predicted model, not a curated record
AUGUCUUCCAACGGAGCUGAACGCCUCAAGAACCGCAAGCCCAUCAAGAAGCCCGUCCCGGCUUACCUCCCCUCUCCCGGGUCGGUGCUCACCGUUGAUAAGGAUGCGUACACUGCCAUCCGGGAGGCGCCGAGGGAGUUGAUUGAGGAGUUUGUUCUGCCUAUCCGGUCCGGGAGGGCGUGGAAGGCCCCGGCGGGAUCGAUUGUCAAGAUCAGCACCCCAGAGGGUCCCCAGGUUGGUGACUUGAACCUUUGGAACCUUCAUAACCCUCGUGAGCGUUUCUGGGCUAGCCGCACCAAGCAGCUUCACGCCUCGCACGUUUCCACCUACGACCGCCUGUGGUCCAACCUCCCCUACAUGCGGCCCUUGGCUACUAUUCUCACCGACAGCCUGGACUGGUACGGCGAGGAUGAGCACGGCGGUCGUGUGCACGAUCUGCUUGGCACGCGCUGUGAUCCUUACAUCAACACUGUUCUGAGCGGCGGACAGUACAACUUCCAAUGCCACUCCAACCUCACCCGGGCUGUUCUUCCUUAUGGUCUGAACGAGCAGGAUGUGCAUGAUGUUAUCAACAUCUUCCAGGUUACGGGUCUGGAUGAGAAGGGACGAUACUUCAUGAACCCUUCGCCAGCUGAGCCUGGUGAUCACAUCGAGUUCCUCGCCGAGCAAGAUCUCUUGAUGGCGCUGAGCACAUGCCCUGGCGGCGAUCUCUCCCUUUGGGGCUUCGGAGCGGCUAGUGAGGAUGAGAUGAUCAAGUGCUGCCGUCCUCUCAAGGUCGAGGUGUAUCGUCUCAAGGAUGAGACUCUGCUGCAGAAGCAUGGAUGGAAGCCUGCUGAGGUGUCGGGCUAUGUUGGACGUCAUGGCAUGGAUGUUCCUCUCGGCGAGAAGAAGUAG